CGCCCCUUCAUCGACGUCAGCGAGCAUUUGCGGAAAUAAAAGUGUCAAACACCGCGAGGGAACCGGAACUACCAGGAAUCUUCAAAAAUAAAGUACGAAAAUCCGCGAUUUUACUAAAUACAUACUGUUAUUAAUAUAAGUUCAUUUUUUUAUCAGUAAUUUUUAGGUUGUUUGUGUAUUGCGUACUGUUUUUAGUCUAAAAUGUACACUAUAAAGCCAUUUGAUUUUUUUUUCUUUAACAAACGCUUUUAUUUUGAAUGAACACCGGAACCUGGCCCCGGUGGAUAAACUUCCCAGCAUUCCUCCCCUCAGAGUCUGUUCGUCUCAGUUUUCCGUCCGUGUCCGCUUGGAUAGCUGUCACUACGUUAGCUUUGGGGUUGAAUGGAAGGGGGCGAGAAACGGAACCGAAACGAACCGAGCCGGCCCGGCCAGUGUCGGGAAACGAAGGAUGGGAGCACCCAGACCGACUGCCGGAUACAAGGUCAUGGCCCCAGGUUGUCCAAAGUUAACCUCUUCACUUUGCUGAGUCUGUGGAUGGAGAUGUUUCCUCGUGAGGAAGAGGAGGAGGAAGAAGAGGACAGCCGCCAGAUCCGUGGGAUGGGUCUGGUGGUGGUCCGAGAAGGUAAAGUGGUGGGCCUCCACUGCUCCGGUCCUGAGCUUCACGCGGGACAAGCGGCCGUCCUCCAGCACGGGGUCCGUCUGGCUGACAGUCAGCUGUACUUCUCCAGACGACCGUGUGCGACCUGUCUGAAGAUGAUCAUCAACGCUGGAGUCAGUCAGAUCUCCUUCUGGCCCGGGGACCCUGAGAUCAGCAUGCUGGAGUCUGCUCCGCGCCCCGCCACAGAGGAAGCUGCGCUGGACGCCGUGGCAACGGACAAGCUGAAGUCCAACAGCCGGCCUCACGUCUGCGUGCUGCUGCAGCCGCCGACCCCCGACCUGCUGCAGUUCGUCAACGAGACGUCCAGAGAUUGUGACUUCAGGGAGAGGAGGAGCGAGGACGCUGAAGACUUCAACAGAGAACGCGUCAGAUACUUGAGGGAUUUCUCCAGAAGGUUCCUGGUUUGUACAGCCCAGCAGCACAAGGAGAUCCUGAUCCAAAUGGGCCUGGAGAACUUCUGCGCCGAGCCGUACUUCUCCAACCUGAGGCACAACAUGAGGGAGCUGGUGGAGGUUCUGGCCGCCGUGGCCGCCGGCGUCCCGCAGCACCACCACGGCUUCCACAGAGAACACCCGGGGACGUCAUCAGGUCCGCAUGAGGAGGUACCUCAGCAGGUGGCCCGCCACUGCAUCAUCCAGGCCCGGCUGCUGGCCUACAGGACGGAGGACCCUAAAGUGGGCGUGGGGGCCGUUAUCUGGGCUAAAGGAAAGCAGGUGGGCUUCGGUGGAACGGGGCGUCUGUCUCUGGUGGGUUGUGGGUACAACGCUUACCCGGCGGGCUCCAAGUACGCGGAGUACCCCCAAAUGGACACCAAACAGGAGGACCGUCAGAGACGCAAGUACAGAUACAUGAUCCACGCGGAACAGAACGCCCUCACCUUCAGGACGCGUGACAUCCGAGCAGAGGAGUCCACCAUGCUGUUUGUGACCAAGUGUCCGUGUGACGAGUGCAUCCCUCUGAUCAGAGGCGCCGGGAUCACGCACAUUUACACCUCCGACCAGGACAGGGACAAAGACAAGGGCGACAUCUCCUACCUGAGGUUCAGCAGCCUGAAGGACAUCAGCAGGUUCACCUGGCAGAAGAACCCUCCGGAUUCUCCAGGAGCUUCUUCUCACCUCGUCAACGGAUGUGUUGGGAAACGCAGCCAGCAGCCGGAGCCAGAAACAAACGGAAACAAGAAGCUGUGCACCAAGAGGUCCAGCGGCGCCCCCUGGCGCGGCCAACAGUAGGUGGCCUCCACAAAUCCAAGAGACCUGAACCCUUAGAAUUUUCCUGGGCUCAGAUUUGACCCCUUCACCCUCACAUCUGUGCCAGAUGUUUGCUCUCUAAAUGAAGUAGGAAGGGCAGAACGUAUUUGAGGCUUUAAAACUUGAAUGAGAUUUCAAAUAUUCACAGAUCACACUUUACGCUGCAGCCAAGAACUUUAUUCUUGCCCCUCGAGGAAAAUAAUUGUAUUUUUUCUGUACAGUUACAUUUAUUUAUGUGGACCAUGAACUAAAGUUUUAAGAGAUUUUAUUGCUUUUUAGUAGGGGAUCACGGAUAAUCCAUACGGAUCAACAGCCACCAUUGCCCUUACCAAAAAUAAGUAUACUCCAAGUAUAUGUUUAAAGUAAACUUAAGUAUACAAAAGUAUAUUUCCCAAAGUGUACAAGAAAUGACACUGUCAUGUUACGAAUAAGAAUACUUCUUGGGACUAAAUUGACACACGUUUAAAUUUUAAAAAGUAUACUUUUAAGGUAACCUUUCUAGUAUAGUAUUAGUUUACUGACAAUAAACUCAAAAUUUACUCUUAUGUUCAUGAAAGUACAGCUUGAAGUACAGCUAAUGUAGCUUUUAAAGUUUUAGUUUAUAAGUACCAAUUAGUGUAUUCAAAUAAAUGUUUAAUAUACUGGAAUAUCCCAAGAAUACGUGUACUCUACUUUUACUGCUGUGUAAGAAAAUGUUUAUGGACAGUGACAAAAAUAGAUAAAUAUAUUUAGUAUAUUUCUAAGUAAAAUCCAAAUACAGUAUACUUCACAUGGAAGUUUAUCUCCAGUAAGUACCUAAAAGGUAAACUAAGAGUAUACUAUCUUAAUAUUAGUUUGAAAAAGUACACUUUAAAGCACAUGUGUCAAAGUCAAGGCCCGGGGGCCGGAUCCGGCCCUCCAGAUCAUUUUAUUUUAUUGUUAUUAAUGACCCGAUGUUAUCUUACGCUUAUUUCUAACUUGAAUAAU
Messenger RNA from Oryzias melastigma (Indian medaka), 2871 nucleotides. RefSeq names its product cytidine and dCMP deaminase domain containing 1 (gene cdadc1). Gene Ontology annotation, molecular function: dCMP deaminase activity; zinc ion binding. The coding region runs from base 382 to 1887 and encodes 501 amino acids. The record is from RefSeq and is a predicted model, not a curated record. The transcript is spliced from 11 exons. Lineage: Eukaryota; Metazoa; Chordata; Actinopteri; Beloniformes; Adrianichthyidae. Gene Ontology annotation, biological process: dTMP biosynthetic process; dUMP biosynthetic process. Gene Ontology annotation, cellular component: cytoplasm.